AUGAAUGACAAAUCGCAGCCUUCCACUGCCUUCGCCUCGUCUACUACAUAUUCAUCAACAUUCAUCAAUCCCAUCGUCUCCAACAUCAAUCGCAACACCAACAUGGAGCGCAACAACCCAAUGGACAUUAAGAACACUUUGAUGUCUCCUCCUGAACCAAUUCCGCAGGACAGCUUCUCGCAAUCCCCGUCAAAUGCCAAGACGAAUGCUUAUUCGAUGUCGAAGGGCAAAUUUCAACACCCACUCUCGCCACCUGUAUCGCCAGCCUCGAGGAAUGGUCUCCCCGACGAUUUGAGUACCAUAACCGUGCGAGACCCCAUUCUCUUCCCAAAUUCACAGCAAAGUGCUUCCUCAUCGCAACCUCCUCUAUUCCCCGACGAUGAUGUACAACGAGUGGUGGAGGAACAUAUACUGGCGAGAGGGCCUCUUCGGUCAGCUCCGCUCAAGGAAGAAUAUGAGCUCGUUUACGGAAUCAAAUCACAGACGAUGAAACUCUUCGACAAGGACCCAAAACGCUGGCGACAGAGAGAACGCAUACUAUUGAGUGAGGAGGACGCGGCUAGGAAGUUGUUUCAACGAAGAUACGCCCCAAUCGCCCCUGCGUCUGGAAAGCCGUACAAGCCAAAACCUUCAGGACCUCGAAAUAGUGGAGGUGUUACAAAGCCUGUUCGACAACAAAAGCCAAAGCCUGUUCGUGAGCGGGGAAUGACUCCCGAUGGCCCUAGAAAGGCCAAGAGCGAUGACGAAGAUUUCAACGCUCUCCAAGAUCUCUGUCCACCUCUGACUAGCCUUCCAGCCAAGCACAAUUCACUCAAGAUUGACUGGAAGGGUCCACCAAAGGAUCUGAGUCACGAUCCUCACGUCGGACUUUUGCAUCCCGACGAAGUCCAGCUCGCCUCCACCCUUCGAUUGACCUGCGCAAUGUAUUUGACCUCGAAGCGCCGGAUUUUCUUGAGGAAACUUGAGACCAUCAGGAUUGGCAAGGAGUUUAGAAAGACCGAUGCUCAGCAGGCUUGUAAGAUCGACGUCAACAAAGCCAGUAAACUUUGGUCGGCAUUUCAGAAAGUGGGCUGGCUCGAGAAUGCUUGGGUUGAGCAAUGGUUGUGA
Lachnellula hyalina is the source of this 1107-nucleotide messenger RNA. It is a transcript of the gene YOR338W, whose product is annotated as SWIRM domain-containing protein. The record is from RefSeq and is a predicted model, not a curated record. Gene Ontology annotation, cellular component: SAGA-type complex; nucleus. Gene Ontology annotation, molecular function: chromatin binding; transcription coactivator activity; protein binding. The transcript is spliced from 2 exons. NCBI's taxonomy places the organism in Eukaryota, Fungi, Ascomycota, Leotiomycetes, Helotiales, Lachnaceae. The coding region runs from base 1 to 1107 and encodes 368 amino acids. Gene Ontology annotation, biological process: chromatin remodeling; regulation of transcription by RNA polymerase II.